Messenger RNA from Rhinichthys klamathensis goyatoka, 2749 nucleotides. RefSeq names its product protein phosphatase 4, regulatory subunit 2b (gene ppp4r2b). NCBI's taxonomy places the organism in Eukaryota, Metazoa, Chordata, Actinopteri, Cypriniformes, Leuciscidae. Bases 36 to 1400 code for a protein of 454 amino acids. The transcript is spliced from 9 exons. Gene Ontology annotation, cellular component: cytoplasm; nucleus; protein phosphatase 4 complex. The record is from RefSeq and is a predicted model, not a curated record. Gene Ontology annotation, biological process: protein dephosphorylation. Gene Ontology annotation, molecular function: protein phosphatase regulator activity.
ACCGGCAGUGACGUCGCAGUCGCCGCCAUAUUGAAAUGUUUCCCCUGUCCUCUUCUUCGAGCUCAACAGCAGCCAUCAGCUCUCGAUUUUCAGUUGGAGACAGGGACAACAACACAGACAUGGAGAUAGACACUCUUCUGGAAGCUCUUAAAGAUUUUGACAAGAAGGUGAAGAAAGAAGCGUCUCCGCCGCUGGACCAGUUUUUGUGCCAUAUUGCGAAGACCGGGGAAACCCUGGUGUCCUGGUCUCAGUUUAAAAGCUAUUUCAUAUUCAAACUGGAGAAAGUAAUGGAGGAUUUCCAAGCGUCGGCCCCAGAGCAACGAGGGCCUGCCAACCCAAACGUGGAGUCAAUUCCCUUCGAAGAAAUGAAGGAGAGAAUUCUUAAGAUUGUCGAUGGAUACAACGGGAUCCCAUUUACUAUCCAGCGCUUGUGCGAGCUGCUCACGGAACCUAAGAGGAACUACGCAGGAACAGAGAAGUUUCUCAGAGGGGUAGAGAAGAAUGUGAUGGUGGUCAGUUGCAUUUAUCCUACAUCUGAGAAAAAUGGCUGCAGUGGUAUCAACAGAAUGAAUGGAGUCAUGUUGCCAGGGAACACAUCUGCCUUUACAGAGAGGAAAGUGAAUGGUCCAGGAACACCCAGACCAUUAAACAGACAGAAACACUCCAUGGCCAGUUCGCUGGCCACAAACGGCCUUCCGGACAGUACAGAAAACAAAGAGACGAACUCAUCACAAGGACAUAGCAAAACAGCCAGUGAUGCAUCUGUAUCAGGCAUUGGUGGGCCUCUCAGCAGCUCUGUUAAAAACAAACACUUAGAUGAUGAGGAAGAUGAGGGCAUGGAGGAGGAGGAACAUGAAGUAAAGAGACUCAAAUUCAACGAGGAUGGCAAUGAAGAAGAUGAGGAUGAAGAUGUAGACGAGCAGGUUGUCGAGAAACCCAGAUCUACAUCGUCCAAAGGCUCCUCAGAUAAGUCGGAGGAUGCCGAAUCACCGUCAUCCAUGUUGCAGGAGGGGAGUGAAGAAGAGGAGGAAAGUAAACCUCAUGGUUCAGUUGAAAGUUCUGAGGACCAAGAGCCUUCCAGCACACAGCCUGAGUGUCCCGCCGCAGAUUCCAGAGAGGCUUUUACUGAGAGAGAGGUUCCUUGUGGCUCAGAUGACUCCUCAGAAGAGCCCAGUGAUAUGGACCAAUCAGAGCAGAGAGCCCCGGCGGGUGUGGCCUCUAGCCCUGAGGUGAGAGAAGGGGAGGAGCCAAGCGAGCAGGUCAGCAGCAGUAGCACUGAUGAAAAUGCCUCUGGACCCACAUCCAGCAGCAGUAGCGUAGAGUCACCCACAGAGGGCGACUCCGGGUCAGGGGCCCUGGACUCAGAGGGCGCAGAGGAGGAGCCUAUGGAGCAGGACUAAAAGCCUGCAGACUACUGCCCUAAACAAUAACUGCGUUCUUUUGUGGAGAUUAAAACGGCACACACUUAAGUGGCCUUCCACAAAGGCCAUCAGAAGCAACGCCCAAUCUACCACCAUGCGCCUUUUGGUCGAGAGUCCACCUAACUUCUCCAACCUUCCCAAACGGACACUUUAUGCAGAUGUACAUAUGAUUUUAUUGCUGAAGUCAAGGUUUUAAACUCCCUCUUUUUUUUUUUCAGUUUCUUUCCUUUAAUUUCAUCCAUGUCAUCGGUUUCUGCCAGUCUGUCAAAGCGGUUCGACUGAAGUUCUUUGGUGUCCAGUAAUCACACUGUCAACUCUGACACCACUAACGGCUAAUUAAAAGAAUAUUCAUGGCUAAAUACAAGUUAAAGUCUAUUGACAAAGCUGUUGGAGUCUUUCAGUUACUACAGGAAAUAUUUCCAACUCAUUUUUCAGUAAGAAAAAGCGGAAUGUCGCUUGCCCAUAGACUUGUAUAAUAAAUGCGUUUCAGAGACAAAAUAUUUUGUUGUAAAUGACACCAUGUCUCAGCUGUUGUUAAAGCUUAACUUGUAUUUAACCAUAUUUAAGGAGAAAGUUUAAUCUGUAUCCAGUCUUGUUUCUAAGUUUAGGACACCUGCUAGGACGUGUCGUCUCUGCUUUGGUGUAUUAAUAUUUUAGUCACAGUGUCAAACAUCAGGGCAGUGGAGUUUAUCAUCUUGCUCUCUCUGAAGAACCAUAACUGGCUGCUUUUACAGUUAUGUUCAAAGCAAAUACAAGCCAUAGCUAUCUUUGUUCUGUUAAAUGAUUCGAGCCUAGCGUAACAUAAUUUUUUUUCUGGUCCUUUGUGUGUAACUGACAGGAUGUAAAAUCUAUUUUCUCACACGCUACCACCUUCGCUUUUGUAUUAUUGUGCAGUCUGCGCUGCAUUGAAAGUAAGUGGUUUAUGUCAGGUACAUUUACCUCUUGAUUUAAACUGAUUUCAUGAUUCACAUUAAUUUAUACCAACGUUUUGAUCUUCUGUUUUAUGAGAAGUUGUUUUCAUUUGUUGUUCUUGGCAGGUGGUUAUUGACGGCUCCGACUAGCUCAAUUACAAUGUUAUUUGUGACAGUCCAACCCUGAGUUGUCCCACCGAUAACAGCUGGCUGCCGUUUUGCAGCUGUGCGAUUUUUGAUAUUUAGAAUUUUUAAAUUUCUGUAAAGUAGUGUUUUGUAGAGCAUUGUGUUCACUGCCUUUUGUGCAUCCAUGUAUAAUUUUUUUUUUUUUUUUUUUUUUUUUGGUGUAUUACUGAAUGCGUGUGGUUUCAAUACAGUAUUCAGAUGAAGCAAUAAAUGUUAUUGUUUUAAAUGUUU